CGUAUUGUCCAACCCCGUUGACCGUUUUAGGGUAGGGUAGUUCAGCCCCCUGCCUCCUCUCAUUGGCUCCAGUAAUAAGUACAGCUCCUUCAGUUCUUCUUGGUUGGCGACGGCAGGGUUUGUUCCAACUCAAGUAACGUGGACAGAAGUUGUCAAAAAGUGCAUGAUUGAGACUUUAUCCCUUUGGAAAUUCAUAUUUGUCAGUCUGAGUGUUGUCAAAAGAAAAAAAGAAAACGCUUGAGAUCAGUCUGUACUGAAGGGAACAAAACGUGACCAGCAGAAAAACCCCCAACCAGAAGACCACUGGAAACUCUACUCCUGUCCUGGACCGUGCUGUCAGCAUGACAGAGAAACCUUCAAUCGACAGCGACGAGGACAGAACCUGGCUGGGUGAAGGCCAGUCUGAAACUCAGCUGGCGAGUGUGGACGGUCCAGAUGGAGUGGAGGCAAACGAUGAAGACCGACCAGCGUGGGACUCAAAGAUCCAGUACGUGUUGGCGCAGGUGGGCUUUAGCGUGGGUUUAGGAAACGUCUGGAGAUUUCCAUACCUUUGUCACCAAAAUGGAGGAGGAGCCUUCAUGCUGCUGUAUGUUUUCCUUUUGCUGGUUGUGGGAGUACCUCUGUUUUUUAUGGAGCUUGCAGCCGGUCAGAGCAUACGACAGGGCAGCAUCGGAGUAUGGAAGCACAUCUCCCCGAAGUUGGCUGGGAUCGGCUACUCCAGCUGCGUGGUCUGUUUUUAUGUGGCUCUUUACUACAAUGUUAUCAUUGCAUGGAGCCUGUUCUACAUGGGUAAUUCUUUCCAGUAUCCCCUGCCAUGGCAUCAGUGUCCCAUCGAUGUAAACACCAAUGACACAGUGAAAGAAUGCGCAAGCAGUUCUCCAACGUCAUACUUCUGGUUUCGGAAAGCUCUAAACAUCACAAACUCUAUUGAAGAGUCUGGAGAGUUCAACCCCAUCAUGACUGGUUGUUUAUUAGCUGCCUGGGCGAUCGUCUCACUAGCAAUGAUCAAGGGCAUCAAGUCUUCUGCAAGGGUGAUGUACUUUUCGUCGGUGUUCCCCUAUGUGGUGCUCUUUAUUUUCCUCAUCAGAGGGCUACUGUUGGAUGGUGCAAUGGAAGGAAUCACAUACAUGUUUUAUCCUAAACUGGAAAUCUGGGGUAAUGUGCAGGUGUGGCGACAGGCAGCUACGCAAGUGUUUUUUGCCCUCGGCUUGGGCUACGGCUCUGUUAUCGCUUAUUCCUCCUAUAAUCCAGUCCACAACAACUGCCACAGGGAUGCGCUGAUGGUCUCUGGCAUCAACUUCAUGACAUCUGUCCUGGCUUCGCUGGUGGUUUUUGUUGUACUGGGUUUCCGGGCCAAGACCAUAGCACUACGCUGUGUGGCUAAAAAUCUUGGUCUGCUAAACAUCAUGGCAUCUGAUGGAUCUACCCAGCACUGGUGGCCUUGGUUCAACAUAAGUGAUCCAAGCUCAGUGUCUAUAGGCGAAUACAGAGAGUGGUACAGUCACUACAGCUCCAUGGUGGGUCCGAACAUCACUGACUGCAGUCUGGAAGAGGAGAUGAGUAAGGGCGUUGAAGGAACAGGCUUGGCAUUUAUAGCGUUCACUGAGGUGAUGGCCCUCUUCCCAGCCAGCCCCUUCUGGUCAACACUGUUUUUCCUCAUGUUGCUUAAUCUGGGCCUCAGCACCAUGUUUGGGACCAUGCAGGGUAUCCUCACACCUCUCAUGGACAACUUCAGCCUGUUGGGGCGCCACCGGACCAAGCUCACAGUGUGCAGCUGUGCUCUGGGCUUUGUGAUUGGACUGUUGUUCACUCAGCGAUCAGGAAACUAUUUUGUCACUAUGUUCGAUGACUACUCUGCCACCCUGCCUUUAAUUAUUGUAGUAAUCUUUGAAACCAUCAGUGUGGCAUGGGUCUAUGGAACAGAUCGUUUCCUGGAUGACAUUGAGGUCAUGCUCAAAUGGCGCCCUCCAGUGGUGUACAAAUACCUUUGGAAAUAUGUUUGUGUGUUUGCAAUGGUAGGCCUUUUGGCUGCAAGUUUCUUGCGUAUGGUCUUUAAAGGACCCACAUAUACCGCCUGGAAUCAAGAGACAGCUUCUGAGAAGACUCUUGCGUACCCUGGCUGGAGCCUGGCAAUGAUUGUCCUGCUCAUAGUGUUUGCUAGUUUGCCGGUGCCUGUUGGCUACAUCCAUUCCAUGCUGCAAAACCGCAGACUUCAACACGGUCACUCUGAGGAGAGAGGCACCCAGGAGAUGCACCGGGAGUUCUACACAAAGUGCAGCUCCACUGAGCAGCUAGAUUCAAACUCCCACCAAGUCCCUCCUGAGGAGGACGAGGGUUUUCCCAGGACUACCUUCCUGCCGACAGGCAAUGAACUGUACCGACUCCUGCCUCAGCAGGAGGACGAGGAUGAAGAACAAGAUACAGGGGUUUGAUCAUGGCUAAAGAGGUUUUUAAAGAAAGAAGACAUGGUUAAAUCUUCAACUUCAGAGUGUUCAAGCAAGACUCUGCAAAGUGAAGGAAGCACAAACAUCAACACAAUUCUAUUUUAUUUGAGGAGCUGUCUUUCAGUAGUUGCUGGUUUUACCACAUUUGGUAAGCUUUGUAAUCAACAUUGUUGACAAUCCAAUUUCUGUUAUUAAUGGAACAUCCAAGGCUUUAAAAGUCUGUAGUUCCACUGCAAUUAUAAUGUCUCCUUCUACCUCAAUUUUCUGAACUGCCUUGUCUUGUUCAGAAAAAAAACUCAAAUGAAAAAGGAAAAGGCUGCAUGUAAAACAAAGGAUAUCUGAAAGGUUUUACAGAAGGAUCACUAGCCACCUGUGUGACAAAUUAGGUUGGUCUAGUGUUUGUGCAGCAUGCUAUCACAACAGCUGAUGAAUUUAGGAACAACUAACAUCAAUAUGCAGCAUCAUAGUGAGUUUUUUUUUCUUUUUAAACUGAAUGACAUGUAUAGGUUUGCAUGAAAACAUUCUACCUUGAGUAAGUAAUGAGUGUCCUCACAAAUAUAGUGUGACACAUCUGUGUGUGACUGGGUGUCUCUCAACAUUUAUGUCAUGAAUGAGUUUUGAAGGAAAUUGAGAGAUGUUAUUUUGAUAGUACAAUAAUGUUAUUUUACAUUGUAUUUGUAUUAUUUUACCUCAUUCGAGUACAGUAAUGUUUUUAGACGUGUUCACACAAAAUUAACCGUUUAUUUUACUGUACUAGAUGUGGACUUAAUUAAACCUCUAGAUGGCAGCAGCCUGACUGUAUGCGCCUUUUUUCACAUUUUCACACAGAAGCAGUAACACCUGAGGUUGUUUCACAG
Sphaeramia orbicularis (orbiculate cardinalfish) is the source of this 3301-nucleotide messenger RNA. It is a transcript of the gene slc6a16a, whose product is annotated as solute carrier family 6 member 16a. The record is from RefSeq and is a predicted model, not a curated record. Lineage: Eukaryota; Metazoa; Chordata; Actinopteri; Kurtiformes; Apogonidae. Gene Ontology annotation, biological process: amino acid transport; sodium ion transmembrane transport; nitrogen compound transport. Bases 342 to 2432 code for a protein of 696 amino acids. Gene Ontology annotation, cellular component: plasma membrane. The transcript has 12 exons.